Molecule: messenger RNA, 1633 nt
Organism: Oncorhynchus mykiss (rainbow trout)
Lineage: Eukaryota; Metazoa; Chordata; Actinopteri; Salmoniformes; Salmonidae
Gene: adra1b
Product: alpha-1D adrenoreceptor
Biological process (GO): adenylate cyclase-activating adrenergic receptor signaling pathway; positive regulation of cytosolic calcium ion concentration; phospholipase C-activating G protein-coupled receptor signaling pathway
Cellular component (GO): plasma membrane
Molecular function (GO): alpha1-adrenergic receptor activity
Source: RefSeq, marked provisional
CCACUUUGUUUUCCCUUGGAAUCAAACUAUAACGUUUUCUUUAUGGAGUUUCAAAAUGACAUAUUCUAAUUUGAUGAACGAAAGCAAUGAUGGAAUAUAUUUUGAAAAAGCUCUCAACGAAUCUUUCCUGGGCCGAAUCUUAUUCACAGACAACAGCACCAACUCCACCAGCUGCACCAACAUCACCCUGGACCCCCAGGUCAUUGCGGUCGGGGUCUUUCUAUCCGUGUUCAUCUUAGUGGCUAUCGUUGGGAACAUUUUGGUUAUCCUCUCGGUGCUAUGCAAUAGACACUUACAGACCGUCACCAACUUCUUUAUAGUCAACCUGGCCAUAGCGGACUUGCUAUUGAGCAUUAUUGUGCUGCCUUUCUCCGCGUCUUUGGAAGUGCUGGGAUGCUGGGUGUUCGGCCGGGUCUUCUGCAACAUCUGGGCAGCGGUGGAUGUUCUCUGCUGCACCGCGUCCAUCCUAAGCCUCUGCAUCAUCUCCAUAGACAGGUACAUCGGGGUCAAACACUGCCUCAAAUACCCCACCAUCAUGACGGAGAAGAAAGCCGCUGUCAUUCUGGUCUUGGUCUGGGUCUCCUCCAUGGUCAUCUCCAUAGGACCGCUGCUGGGAUGGAAGGAACCGCCGCCGACCGACGAGAGCGUCUGCAGCAUCACCGAAGAACCGGGCUAUGCCCUCUUCUCCUCGCUCUUUUCCUUCUACCUGCCGCUUAUGGUCAUCCUAGUGAUGUAUUUCAGGGUCUACGUGGUGGCCCGGAGGACUACCAAGAGUUUAGAAGCUGGGGUCAAACGGGAGAGAAAUAAGUCGAUAGAAGUGGUGCUGAGGAUUCACUGUCGGAGCAUGCUGGAGGAUACUUCCAAGAGUAAAAACCACCCGUUCCGGAGUUCGCUGUCCGUGCGCUUGAUGAAGUUCUCCCGGGAGAAGAAGGCUGCCAAAACCCUGGCGAUUGUCGUCGGGAUGUUCAUCCUGUGUUGGCUACCGUUUUUCUUUGUUUUACCACUGGGCUCCUUCUUCCCGGCACUGAAGCCAUCUGACAUGGUCUUUAAGGUCAUCUUCUGGCUGGGCUACUUCAACAGCUGCAUUAACCCUGUCAUCUACCCGUGCUCCAGCAAAGAGUUCCAGCGCGCCUUCACCCGCCUCCUCCGCUGCCAGUGCCACCGCCGCCGCCGAGUCCUGCGGCGUUUCUAUGACCAGCACUGGCGCACGGCCGUCAAGGGCCAUCACAACCAGGGCAUAGAUGGCAGGGAAAUGGGUACUAUGAGUAUUGGCAAUGCCAGUGUGACAGACAACCGGCCGGGGUACUCCAUCAACCAUGAGUCGUGCGGAAGCUCAAAUUACUACAAGGGUACUCUAGGACGUUCACUGAGUUUUAAAGGGUGGAGCCUGUUCCCGCCACUACAGAAGUCAUCGUUCCAGCUCAAGGAGAAGAUGAACAAUCUGUCCAAUAAGAUUAAGGGAGGCGUCACGACGCCCUCCCUUGCGAGGACAGAGAUUGACACGGUUUCCAUGGGGAUUUACAACGACGUCGCCGAGCAGAGCUGCUAUCAGAUCUAUGACCUCACAGAGUGCUACGGCCUGAAGGAGACAGACAUCUAGAUUCUAGAGGGACAGACAAAGGGAGUGGCGAAU